Messenger RNA from Hyphopichia burtonii NRRL Y-1933, 1811 nucleotides. It is a transcript of the gene AMN1, whose product is annotated as Amn1p. Gene Ontology annotation, biological process: SCF-dependent proteasomal ubiquitin-dependent protein catabolic process. The record is from RefSeq and is a predicted model, not a curated record. NCBI's taxonomy places the organism in Eukaryota, Fungi, Ascomycota, Pichiomycetes, Serinales, Debaryomycetaceae. Gene Ontology annotation, cellular component: SCF ubiquitin ligase complex. The transcript has 2 exons. Bases 162 to 1811 code for a protein of 549 amino acids.
UUUAUGUUAACCCCAUUCAAUAUUGCAUUUCCAGUUUAUUCAUCAGUAUUACUUCAAUUCUCCAGUUGUGUUUAUAAUCAUUUUGUUUGUCAUUAUUAAUUGUACCUAUAUUCUUUAUUUUGCAGUCAUUUUUUUUUUUUUUUUCGUUUUUCCCAACCAGCAUGAAAAUCUUUCCUAUAUCUGCAAAUGAAACCAAGCCAUUACCGUAUGCUGAAGAUGAGGAUAACCACAUCUAUAAGUAUGUUCCUACAGAAAGCAAUGAUGGCAAGAGAAGUAACUCCAAAAGAUCCAAGGUGAAUCCUAGUCCGGUUUAUAAUCCGUUUAAUAUCAGUCGCUGCAAAACCUUUGCCCAACGAAACAGAAGAAGAAAUGUUUCCAGUUGUAUUUCUAGAAAAGCAUCCAGCAAUUCGAUUGAAUCGUUAAGAUUGGAAUCGGAAUUUUCAUUCAACUAUCCAUCGAAUAAUAACAGUGACAGCAGCGAUUUGGAAUCAUUACCUGAUUUAUCAAGUAGUGAUGAUACUACUCCACUAUCUUCGCCGGUUAACCAUUUAAGAACCAAGCACGUUUUCUUACCGGAUGUCUUGGAUAAACCCAAGAGUUUAUUAAAUGAGUUACAAGAAGUUAACAAGAAGCCUUCUAUAUUUGACAUUCCCGAAUUGGUAUAUAAGAUUGUUUCAUACGCUGAAGAAGAGAGGAUUCCACAAGAAAACACCCCGGUUUAUCGAAGACCAUUGAGUUAUAACCAUGCCUUUUUAAUUCAUGGGGACCGUGAACAAGCCCAACGCAUAAUGGUGGAGGAAACCCAAGAGAAUUCAGUCAAUCAAAAACCAGGUUUAUUGUAUAAUUUAUUACAGGUGAAUCAAUUAUUCAAUCAAGUCAGUAAAGAACGACUUUAUUCCAAGAUCUACUUUGACGAUGAGAUUAAAUUUAUCAAGUUUAUUAAUCAUUUGAUUAGUAGUAAACCGGUUGUGAAAAUCAAACCCAAACUAUUUGUUCUUCAUAAGCUUUAUAGUGUCAAGCAAAAGACAUUGGAAGUUUUGAAGAAGUAUAUUGAUUUUUCUCAUUGUGAGUGGAUUGAAAUAUACAUGUGUCCCAAGUUGUAUCCACCAAAGGAAAUGUUGACCAAUUCCCAAUUGAAAAAAUUGGUGAUCACUGGAUCCAAAGUUAUCGACGAUGAGUUUUUAAUUAGGGUGAGCCAAAAUUGUUACCAUUUAAACACCUUGGAUAUCCGAGCUUGUGAAUUGGUUGGCGAUGGAGGAAUUUACCAUAUUGCAAGUAAAUGUACCGAAUUAACCAAUGUGAAUUUCGGAAGAAAGAAUAAAGGAAACUUGAUUACCGAUAGCAGUAUCAAUAAGUUGAUUAAAAACAAUUGCCAAUUGAACACCGUUGGCUUGGCUGGCUGCAACAUCACUGACCGAACCAUUUGGGAUUUGGCCAUUUACUGUAAUGAAUCAUUGAAUCGAUUAUCAUUGAAUAAUUGUCAGCUUGUAACCAACCAGUCCAUUCCGAUUAUAUUAUCGAGUCAUUUCUACUGGAAUAACCUUUCGGUCUUGGAAUUAAGAUUUGUACCACAACUCAGCCAGUUUCAAUCGCUUAUUGAGUUCAAAAGAAGACAAGAGUAUAAAGGUAUAUCCAUUUUGAUUGAAUUAUGUGAAACCCUCAUGAUCAGAUGGAGACAAGAAGAAUUAGAAAUGGAUAAAAUCAUUAGUGAGCAGAUUUUCCAGGAUAUUCUGACCUGGGUUAAUGAAAGUGAUGAUGAAGAUGGUUCAUAUCAAGCUCUACUACAAUUAAGAAGGUUUAGUAUCGUGUAA